AGUCGGCAAUUUUAGUCAACAAUUACGAAAGGCUAGAAAGAGGUAGAGACAAAUUUGGCUGGCCUGCUAAUGUACAAGAUGGUUGAAAAAUCAAGGAUUAAACACUUGGGUCUCAGAAGUUUGGACAGAUGGAGGGCUACAGCUUCUUGUCCGUCAAAGUUGUGUUGGUGUUGGUUUUGCUGGUGCAGUUCACAGCAGCUGAUCACAGUCACAAGAAGCACGCCGGCGAUGGGGUGCAGCCGCUGUCCAAGAUUCAAAUCCACCGAGCUGUUUACGACCUUCACGAAAAUGCUUCCGUCAAAGCUUACCCUGUCCUUCUUGGCACCAAAGGGGAAGAUUCUCAGUGGGUAACUAUUGAAGUUGCAAGUCCGAAGCCUGCUGAAGAUGAUUGGUUGGCAGUCUUUUCUCCUGCAGAUUUCAAUUCAUCGACUUGUCCACCUACCGACGAUAGAGAAGUGGCUCCAAAUAUAUGCUCAGCUCCGAUAAAGUACAGAUUUGCCAAUGAUUCCAAUGCUGGCUAUACAAAAACGGGCAAAGCUUCUUUGAAGUUUCAGUUGAUCAAUCAACGGGCGGAUUUUUCAUUCGCAUUAUUCUCAGGCGGGCUGUCUACCCCAAAACUGGUGGCAGUUUCUAAUUCUAUAAGUUUUGCUAAUCCGAAUGUACCCCUUUACCCGCGUCUUGCUCAAGGGAAGGACUGGAAUGAAAUGACAGUAACCUGGACAAGUGGCUACAACAUCAACAAAGCUGUACCUUUUGUGAAGUGGGGUCUCAAGGGCGAAGCUCAAAUUCGAUCUCCAGCAGGAACACUGACUUUCCCUCGAGGAAGCUUGUGUGGUCCACCAGCACGAACAGUUGGUUGGCGGGAUCCUGGUUUCAUCCAUACAAGUUUUCUAAAAGAUUUGUGGCCAAACUCAUUGUACACUUACAAGCUCGGUCAUAAAUUAUCUAAUGGUUCCUAUAUCUGGAGCAAGUCCUACCACUUCAAGUCAUCACCAUACCCGGGGGAGGACUCAUUACAGCGCGUGGUUAUAUUUGGCGACAUGGGAAAGGCUGAGCGUGACGGUUCAAAUGAAUACACUGAUUAUCAGCCCGGCUCACUCAAUACUACAGAUACACUGAUAAAGGACUUAGAUAACAUUGACAUAGUAUUUCACAUCGGAGAUAUUGUCUAUGCCAAUGGAUACAUCUCACAGUGGGAUCAGUUCACGUCACAGGUGGAGCCGAUUGCAUCAAAUGUGCCAUAUAUGAUUGCAAGUGGCAAUCACGAACGCGAUGCACCAGGGACAGGAUCCUUCUAUGACCUCAAUGAUUCAGGCGGCGAAUGUGGUGUCCUGGCGGAGACUAUGUUUUAUGUUCCUGCUGAGAACAGAGCGAAGUUCUGGUAUUCGACAGAUUAUGGGAUGUUCCACUUUUGCAUAGCUGACAGUGAGCACGAUUGGAGGGAAGGCUCUGAGCAGUACAAAUUCAUUGAGAAAUGCCUUGCGUCCGCAGACAGGCAGAAACAGCCUUGGCUGAUAUUUGCUGCUCAUCGUGUUCUUGGUUAUUCGUCCGCACAGUGGCAAGGUGGCGCAUUUGGCGAGCCUAUGGGAAGGGAAAGCUUGCAAAAGCUUUGGCAAAAGUACAAGGUGGACAUUGCAUUGUACGGUCAUGUCCAUAACUACGAAAGAACAUGCCCCAUUUACCAGAAUCAGUGUGUGAAUACAGAAAAGUCUCAUUACUCGGGAACUGUGAAUGGAACUAUACAUGUUGUUGUUGGUGGAGGAGGCAGCCACUUAUCUGCUUUUGGCCCGGUGCAAACGAGUUGGAGCCUUUUCAGAGAUUUCGACUUUGGCUUCGUAAAACUUACGGCAUUUAACCACUCGUCGCUUCUGUUUGAGUACAAGAAGAGCAAGGAUGGGAAGGUGUAUGAUUCCUUCACUAUCUCAAGGGAUUAUAAAGAUGUUUUGGCUUGUGUUCAUGAUGGCUGUGAACCAACUACUUUAGCUCCAUGAUGAACACUUUUUUCUGAUCAACAAAUGAUGUAUUCUUGACAAGAAAUUGUGCAUCGAACAAUCGACAAUGUAUUCUUGAAGUAUUAUUGUAUUUUGAAGGGGAUUUCAA
Pyrus x bretschneideri (Chinese white pear) is the source of this 2100-nucleotide messenger RNA. RefSeq names its product probable inactive purple acid phosphatase 27. The transcript is spliced from 11 exons. The record is from RefSeq and is a predicted model, not a curated record. Lineage: Eukaryota; Viridiplantae; Streptophyta; Magnoliopsida; Rosales; Rosaceae. Bases 129 to 1991 code for a protein of 620 amino acids. Gene Ontology annotation, molecular function: acid phosphatase activity; metal ion binding.